Porites lobata is the source of this 2369-nucleotide messenger RNA. Lineage: Eukaryota; Metazoa; Cnidaria; Anthozoa; Scleractinia; Poritidae. The record is from the annotation of a GenBank genome assembly.
AUGAUAACGAAUCGCGUUAACGAACUCUCUUUCGAGUAUCUGCCGAGAAAAAUGCGAGGUUUACCAGAAUUCCACCACGCAGCGCUUUUAGGCAAAACAGACCAACUCCGUGAUUUAAUAUUACAAGAUAACGCAGUGGCUUCUAGUGUUGAUAUGUACGGAAGAACAGCGCUUCACGUUGCAGCUUCCCAUGGAGUGUAUAACAGUCUCAAAGAACUUUGCAAACAUUGCUCUAAGGAGACAUUAGAUCGCGCCGAUUGCUAUCGAUUCACAGCUUUGCACUACGCCGUUCAGGGAGCCAAUACAUACUGCGCUAAGCUUCUUUUGGAGUCAGGUUCUGAUGUAAAUCCUACCCAGUACACCUUGUACACUCCUCUUCAUCUAGCUGCCUUAUAUGGAUAUCCCGAGCUUGUUGCUCUUCUUUGCAAACACGGUGCUAAUGUUCAUGCGCGGAAUGCUUCACUAGAAACACCGCUACAAAUGGCGUCACGAUCAGGCAUUCGAAUACGGGAAAGACUUAAGGUAAAUACUGAGAGGGAGGGCUACUUUUAAUUAGCUAUGGUAUUAAUGUAUGAGGGUGCUCGAGUAGAAAGGAUUUUCCCUUCUCAAGUAUAUUAAGGCGUGGGUUUUUCAAUAUAAAGGACCCAUAGCUAAGAUUUGAAGAUCAGACAUCACGCUUGCAGCUCGUAAGAACAAGUUUCUGUCAGUCGUAAAACUUAAAAGGAUUCACAUUUGGCGUGUUUGAUCGAUCAAACAAAAGUGUUAUAUACCUUCACGUGAUCUCCCGCUUCUGAUGACGUCACAAAACGCGCGCUUCAAAUUGGGUACCUUUGCACAUUAAAAGUUUGAAAAUUUUCUUUGUCACUGAAUGGUCUUAAGAUUGUUGUUAACAUGAUUUUGCCUUUUACGGCAGUCUUCAUUCUAUGUUAUUAGCAUAUUUGUUAAGUCACGUGACCUGUCUUACUUAAUUGACGAUUGAUUUAAAGGCGCUAUUCUUAAGCCAUAGAAAAACGGUUAAAUAAGGCGAAUACAGUAAUUAAGACGAAUGUGUGUCACGUGACUUAGACUGCCAAUGAAAAAGCUCAUUAAAUGGAAUCAAGCUUGAAUAGGAAACUGCUCGCCAAGUUUCACAAAGAUCAGUAAAAUGUUUCUACUUGAUAUCAAAACCCAAGAAAUUCCCAGGGAAUCUUCAAUUUAGCUGGACAGUUAAAGAAAAAAAAGGAAUACACAUACACUCAAGAUGAUUUGCUGAGUUUCUAAGCCUGGUAAGCUUGUCGAAGAAGGACCCCUUCAGGAGAUCCACAAUGCAGGUUUCUAUAACUUCAUUAACUUUAUUGGGGUUCGUGUACCAAGUGUUUCUUGCACACAUAUUUGAUGAGUCGCAGCACGCAGAGAGAGUUGUUCCCCGCUUGCUAUCUUUGAUCAGCGAAGUCUUAGUAGAUUUCUUUAUCCCUUCCCACAUUCUCGAUCUUUUUUAUUUUUGUGAAGUUUCAAAAGCAGACUUUUCCCUUGGUGAUUAUUUUAGCAGCCAUAGAUUUCAGCACCUGCUCGCUUCUUUGACAACAUUUUGUUAGAGCACCAGUAAGUAGAACACCAUUUAGUUUCAAUAGCUUCAUAUAUGUAACGGGAUUGAAAUAUACUUUCAAAGUAGUUCUAAUUUCCUCGUAUUCGCGCCAUUGCCAUCCGUGUCAUGAUAAAUAAUUCAAUAAUGAUUUGUAGGUGGCACAUGCACAAAUUGUUUCUUCGUCUGCCUGAUUCCUGAUCGAAUUGGAAUUUGGAAAUGUUGGUUUUUGAUGAGAGGGGAAGACCCGAGUAGGACCAACAACAAACAUUGUUCGCUUACACUGAGCCAGGGGGCAUCGAGAGAGGAGGUGGCCCCUUUGGGACUUGUAGCUGGCAUAAAUUUCAUUGUUAAUGGUGAUGGUGGGGGGAUCACUAAAUUCUACUUCGUACCUAAAUCAUGGUGAUUUUCUUUAAAAAAACUUGUUUUCAAGGUACACUACAUCACGUUAGCAUUGUUACUCAAGUUUGGUUCCAACGCUAAAGUGCAGGACAACGAAGGCACAACACCGCUUCACUACGUAGCCAUGCACUGCGACAAAAAAGAGUGUGCGGCUCUUUUAUGCGCAGCAGGAGCCAGCGUCAGAAGCCGUAACCAUGGCAAUGUAACCGCUGUGCAAGUUGCACGCAGUUUGGAAAUAAGGGAAUAUCUUAAGCAACUCUUAAAGGCUCCUCCAAGACUCGAACACUUUUGUCUCUUGGCGAUACGCAAGGGACUGGGAACAAACCUCAAAAAUGCAGACGAUCUGCCUCUGCCCAGGCCCCUAAAGGACAAAAUACUUUUCAAAACUCUCCCGCAAGUUAUUUAA